AUGUCUGCUUCUGUUGAGCAAGAAAUCGAGCAAGUAGGCGAAGCUAUUGCAAGGGUGGAAAAUGAAAUUGAGGAGAUCAACGAAAAACUCAAGAACCCCACCAUUUCGGACGUUGACAAAGCUUACUAUCGGCAAAAGGAAAGCCAGCUUUGGCAAAAGGAAGACAGGCUUCGGCAAGAGAAAAGCCAGCUUCGGGAAGAGAAAGACAGGCUUCGGCAAAAGAAGUUGUUGUUGAUUGAACGCACUCCAGUGCCAAACGCUGUAAACAAUGGAAAUACGAUGGCGAUGGGCAUUGCACAUGAUCCAAACUCACUUGGUGGACUGCCUCCAAGGACGCCGAGAGCAACAACCACAAGAGCAUUCGUUCCACCGUCCACGGGAAAAGACAAAGCAGACACCCCUGUGGUUUCAGGUCCGCCAUCUACCUCUGAAGGCAAAGAAGAAGGUUUAGCCUAUGCAUCGCUGGACGAUAAUACUCACAUGCAAUGCACCAGCCAUCCUCUGUGUGUAGAACUUCUUGAAGUAUUGGAGAAAGCAAUUUCCGAGGAAGAGAACGGGACUAUGGAUGCCAAGUUCCGGCAUGCUGCCAGCUACGUACAUCAAGUGCGGAAAUGGAGUGGGAAAGAUGACAAUUUGCCCAAAGGUGUCGCUAAGAAUGAAAGGAUUUACACGGGGGCGAUGGCCACAGCGAUAAACUCGGUUCUGGAGGAGGGAUACACUGUGCUGCACCAAGGAUGCAUCGGAACUGGGUUUACGCAUUCCGAUCUCUCUUGUAGGCGUAUAUCAAAAGACGUCACCGACAAGUCAUGGCCGACCACACUUCUUGUGGGUGAGGGGAAGAACGGUGCCGUUGGACUGCGAGCGGAAACUAGGGGGCAGCUUGUCAACCAGCUUCUUCGCCAUCGUGCAAUCGAUACGGAACACCUUGAAAAAGAUAUCAACGGACCGGUUCUUCUUCUUGCAUUCAAUUUGGAAACAGUUGAGAUAGAUUUGGCUUUCCCAACUACUUUUGGCGGGAAACUAGCUCAAGACAAGGUCGUUUCAUUACAGGACAAGAACACCGACCAGAAGAAAGAGGCAUUCUGGACUGUGCAAAUAGUACGAAUGAACAUUGCUCCCAUACAAAAUUUGUCCAUUAUGCUUUGCUUCAUUGCAAGAGGCUUGAAAAAGGUGGAUGCUCAGCAAUACAAAACAGCCCGUGUGCAAAUGAAGUUGCCAAUUGCUAAGAGCGAUUCAUGGAGCUGCAGUAAUGAUAUGGGUGAUGUUUGGUAUUAUGGCGAAAACGUUACAAUUCGAAAAGACAAGAGAUGGCCACCAUCACAAAAGCUCUUGAAUUGUUUGGGAGAACCAUACACUCAUUGGAAGGUUUCCAAAGGACCUUUUGCCAUUUCCGUUUUGAAAUAUCCCUUCAUCGAAGGGGCUUCAAACAAGCCACACAAAGAUGGAUGGGUACAGAUAUUGACACAGGUACAGGCGAUGCAUGGCCAAAAUUUUGUUCAUGGGGAUCUGCUACCUCGUAACGUGAUAUUUACCAAUGACGAAGGAUGCAAUGACAAAGGAUACGUGAUAGACUUUGACCUCACAAGAGAGGUACUUGGAAAAGGCGAAACAUAUGUCAUGGGCUACAACAAUGUUGACUUUGUUGCUUUUCGACACCCAGACGCAGUAGCAGGAAAGCAAAUGGAUAAGGAACAUGAUAUUCAUUCCCUUCGGAUGAUGAGCAAAUAUUUUUUUAAUAUACGCGACGAUCGGCUCGAUAAAUGCAAUAUUGGUGAACUCAUUGCUUGGUUUAGCAAGCAUACGAAGUCAGCACAAAACGUUUGCGAUAAGAAACUGUUGGACAACGAAGCAAGUGGUAGCCCAGAUCGACCAUAA
Molecule: messenger RNA, 1875 nt
Organism: Cylindrotheca closterium
Lineage: Eukaryota; Bacillariophyta; Bacillariophyceae; Bacillariales; Bacillariaceae
Source: the annotation of a GenBank genome assembly